This is a messenger RNA of Octopus bimaculoides (California two-spot octopus), 1619 nucleotides long. RefSeq names its product acidic mammalian chitinase. Gene Ontology annotation, molecular function: chitinase activity; chitin binding. NCBI's taxonomy places the organism in Eukaryota, Metazoa, Mollusca, Cephalopoda, Octopoda, Octopodidae. Gene Ontology annotation, biological process: chitin catabolic process; carbohydrate metabolic process. The record is from RefSeq and is a predicted model, not a curated record. Gene Ontology annotation, cellular component: extracellular region.
CUUAGUGCUGUUGCCUAUAAAUAGGGAACAUCUCAGUCUUUCACCAUCAGUCUGACCGUUUUGGCUUUCAAUCGUGCGUCACGGACCGACACUUCGCAACAUAAAUAAGACAAUGAGAGCGUGUACUGUUUUAUGCUUAUUGUUAUGUAUAUCAGCAACAAGUGCAGCUUAUCGACGCAUUUGCUACUUCACCAACUGGGCCCAAUACAGACCUGGAAAAGGCAGUUUCAAACCAAAUGAUAUUGACCCAUCACUUUGCUCCCACAUCCACUAUGCUUUUGCAAAAUUAAAUGGUAAUUCAUUGGCUCCAACAGAGAAGAGUGAUCUUUCUAUAAAUGGUGGACAAGGAAUGUACCAACAAGUGAUUAAUUUGAAGAAAACUAAUCCUGGUUUAAAGGUUGUUCUAACUGUAGGUGGAUAUAAUGUGGGUAAUGGGCCUUUUUCUGCCACAGCUGCUGUACCAGAACACAGGUCGGGUUUUAUUUCACAGGCGAUCUCUUAUCUCAGAAAACAUAAAUUCGAUGGAUUGGAUAUUGACUGGGAAUAUCCACUGUCGGGAGACAAAGCUAAUUUUGCUGAAUGGGCAAAGGAAUUACGAGAAGCAUUUGACAAAGAAGCAAAACAAAAAGGGAAGAAACCACUCAUUCUGACAUGUGCAGUAGCUGCUGGAAAAGGAAAAAUUGAUGCUGGAUAUGAUGUCCCAGCUCUUGCUAAAUACAUGGAUUAUAUAACAAUCAUGACAUAUGAUUUACAUGGUUAUUGGGACCGCAAAGUUGGAGAGAAUGCACCACUGCAUGCAGCUUCAUAUGAAACAGGUUAUGGCCGUCAACUAAAUGUGGAAUGGGUCAUGGACUACUGGGUUUCAAAAGGAGCACCAAAGGAAAAAUUAAAUGUGGGUUUGGCCACAUAUGGAAGAGGUUACACUUUAUCCAGUGCUGCAAAUUCUAAACCUGGAGCUCCAUCAAGUGGACCAUCACCUCGUGGUAAAUAUACUGGAGAAGAUGGAUUUUUGGCUUAUUAUGAAAUUUGUACAAUGAAGACAGGAAGCAACUAUCACUGGAUGGAUCAAGCUGAAGUACCCUAUAUUGUCAAGGGUAGGACUUGGGUUGGUUAUGACAAUGUCAAGAGUUUGAAAAUAAAGGUAAAAUGGCUGAAAUCCCAAGGAUUUGGUGGAUUAGCUGUUUGGACCAUCUGCUUGGAUGAUUUCAACGAUAUUUGUCAAAAGGGAAAAUAUCCUCUCAUGAAAGCAAUUAAUCAAGAACUUGGGUCAUCUUCAUCUUCAGGUGUGCAGGAUGUCGUAACCUCUUCACCUCCAGCUCAGACACAGACACAGAAACCAGGAAACGGGGCGUCAUCUAGUGCCAGUUGCAAAGGCAAGGCACCGGGGAGCUAUGCAAUCCCAGGAGACUGUAAAAACUAUAUGAUAUGUUCUAAUGGAAUUAAACAAGUACUUCCCUGUCCUCCUGGAACAUCUUUCAGCACAGCCAUUAAAACCUGUGACUUCUCUUCAAGUGUGCCCGGAUGUUAAAGUUUGUUUGCUAUUAAGAUACUAAAUGAAAAGAAGAAAUUAACAAAACUGAAUGUAAUUGGAAAAUAAAGAAAAAUGUUAAGAAAUGAAA